This is a messenger RNA of Ostrea edulis (European flat oyster), 6917 nucleotides long. Its product is annotated as probable cytochrome P450 49a1. Lineage: Eukaryota; Metazoa; Mollusca; Bivalvia; Ostreida; Ostreidae. The record is from RefSeq and is a predicted model, not a curated record. Bases 2754 to 4394 code for a protein of 546 amino acids. The transcript has 12 exons. Gene Ontology annotation, molecular function: heme binding; oxidoreductase activity, acting on paired donors, with incorporation or reduction of molecular oxygen; monooxygenase activity.
GUGCUCUUAAAAAAUGAUAAUAAUAUAAAUUUUUAAAUAGUUAAUUUUUAAAGUGAGUAUUGAAAUGAAAUUAUGUCUUAAUUUUGUUUCCAUUUUCAAAUGAAAUAUUUCAUAUUACAAUUUCCGUGUGUUUCUUUGGUUAUAGAUUAGAUUAUUAAAAAUUUUAGCGGCCAAUUUGAUGAUUUGCAUAAAAAAUGUAUUGCAUCUUGUAUCAUACAGAUAUAAUGAAUUAGCAAUUUAUCAUCAUCUAUAUCAAGGAUUUUGAUUGGAACCUGUAGCAGAAUUCUGGAUUGUGUAGAGAAUCUUUUAUCAAAUGACUCCUUUUUUGUACUUGCGUCUUUUAAUCUGAAGCCUAUAAUAGCUCGUUGGUCGUCAAACGUUGGUAACAGUUGGGUGCAGUAUAUUAAUCAAAACUUCAUAAUGACUUUAUAAAAGUUUUAGAUCGUAAAUCAAGAUCGACCUUGGUCUUGAAAUUACGACCUUUCUUAAAGGCUACCAACAAACAAACUUAAGUAUGGAGAUUUGACCUCACAUGGGCUCACAAACUAACAGACGGACAAAAUGGGUAUUCUUUGGGGGAUUAUUUGGGAAUAUAAAUAAAAUCUUUUGAAUUCUAUUACAUGAUGACCGUUGCCGGUACACAUGUAGUCCGAAAUUCAAUCCAUUUUUGAUACAAUGUUAUAUAGAAAGAGCCAAUAUAUUAAAACUCUAGAAAUGAUGUAAAGUAACUUCUCUGAUAUUUGUUGGAUGGUAUCGUGACGGCACAUGACAAGUCUAUAGUUACUAAUGUUUUGCUUCUUAUAAACCUAUGUUGUUUCAAUGCAUUUUUAAUUCUGAAUAAACACACAGGCCGUUUCAACACAAAAGUCCGCACAUUUACAUAAGUAAUGCAUGGAGAAACAAUCCCAAACUUAAGUUUGAGUUAUCUUUUAUUAGGGGCAGUCACAAUUUAAGUAAAGUUUCAGACUUAAGUCUAAGUUUCAACUUAAUUUUUUUUGGGAGAAAUCCAAGCUGUUUAGAUAAUAUUGGAGCACAGUUUGUUUUGUAAUUUCAUAUUCAUUAAAUGUUCUUUGGAAGUUUUGAGAAUACACCACUUCUUGCAUAUGUUGGGGUACAAUACGUCUGUGGUUUCUCCUUCGGAGCAGUUAAUAUUUUUCGUGACGAACAAACAUUUAGUGCUUGGUAGAAUAUUUACUGGAUCCAGCAAUGUAUCUCUGUAUUUAAAAGGUUUUUGUGUAGUUUUGGAAUCUCGUAUACUAGUAGAUAAGGUAAUUCAUAUGUGUUGGUUCCAUUAAAUGGAAUAUCAAAUGCAAUUAGUGACCUUCAACAUUGUGUAAUCAUUUCAUAAAAGGUGAAGAUAACGAACAGUGAUCAAUCUCAUAACUCCUAUAAUCAAUAUAAAUAGAUAGUUGAGCAAACACGGAUCCCUGGACACACCAGAGGUGGGAUCAGGUGCCUAGGAGGAGUAAGCACCCCCUGUCGACAGGUUACACCCACCCGCUAGCCCCACGUCUUGAUCAGAUAAACGAAGUAAUCCACAACCCAAAUCAGCGUGCUCCAUAUCAUGGUUUUCAGAUAAAAUAAAAGGAAAAUUUAAAUUCAACAGAACAUUAUCCACCACAACCCCCAACCCCCAAACCAAAAAAAAAAAAAAAAAAAAAAAAACCCCACCCCACAACAAGAGACAAUUAAAUAUUUUAUUGAACAAUCUGGAAUCUACUCUGGAUUAUAUUGUUAUUGUUAAUGGAAUAACUUUGGUCUAAAUCUUUAAAAUUUCCUUCAGCGUCUGUGUAUCCAGUAGCUUAAAUACUUGACUUUUUCAUAUUUCAUAUUGCACACGAUUCAGGACCAGACUUUGAUAUUAAAACAAUAUAGGUGAGUAUGAAUGAAGAAAUUAAUAAAUACAUUUCAUAGAUGUUUAGAUGUAUAGAGAAAUUACACACAUUUAAGAUGACAAUGGCGUUCGUUCGAAGACAAAAUGCAACACAUACUCUUGAUUAUUUUCGUCCUUCAUUCAUCUUAUAUGACACAUCCGUUGUCAUCUGUAGGAAAUGCUCAGGUAACCUUUAACUGGUCAGAAUGACGUGAAAUGAUAUUAAGUAGUAGAAACAAUGCUUCACAUUUUCAAGAAAGACUACCCUACGUAGUUUGUAUACUUAAAAAAACAAAAAAAAAAACCAAAUAGCAAAACGUAAGAUUCUGCUGUUGGAUCGGGUGCUGUCUAACGUACUUGAUAUCAAUAAUUAGUUUGACUUUGGAUUGCUCCGUUUGCCUGAUCAAGAUACAUGUAUAGGGCUGACGGCGGGUGUGACCAGUCGACAGGGGAUGCUUAUUCCUCCUAGACUCCUGAUCCCACCUCUGGUAUACCCAGGGGUCCGUGUUUGCCCUUCCCUUAGUUCUUAUUCUUUGUGGGAAUUAUGGGAUUUGUUGUUGGUUUUUUUAAAUAUCUUUUUAUAAAGAAAAUAUAAGUUUGUUGAAGUGCAUACAGGAAAGAAUGUCUUAAGUAACGUGUCAUAAUAUUCUUUUCUGGGCGGCAUUCAAUAUUGUGUAAUCAUUUCAUUAUGUUUCCAGAUAGGAUAGAAGGAAAAUUCAAAUUCAGCAGAAGAGUUUCAUCGUAAAAGAGAUAUUUUUCUACUUGUGUGGCAUUUCAUGGGAAAUGAAUCACUGUUUCUAGUAUAUCAACAACACACUGCUUCACUUCCUGGGGGAACAGAACUCCAUCCACCGGACACACAGUUCACAAUUUAGUUCUGAUGUGGGGCAAAUUGGGUGGAAAAACUACGACGAACAAAACUUGGUGCUCAGUGCAUUGCGCCAUGUGCAACAAGAAUAAAUUUUUGGCAGCCAUGAAGCGGAGGAUCUUGAGAAUUUACUGCCAGGGAUUUAGAUGGUCUCCUUCACGCAAACACACAUCCUCCACUGUCCAGGCCACUACGGAAUCCGCCAACACACUCUCCUCUAAGACCAAGACGCUGAAAGAUGUACCCAGCCCACGUGGUAUAUAUAGCAUACCUUUCAUAGGGAAUGUCUUACAGAUUUCUCCGUAUGUAAAGAACAGGGAUAUUCACUUAUACUUCCAAGAGCUCCACAAGCGCCAUGGUAAAAUGGCGAGGAUUCGCCUUGGAUCGAAGAAUUGUUUAGUGUUGUUUGACCCGGAACUAAUUAGUGCAGCCAUGGCACAGGAAGGAGUCUACCCAGAACGAUACGCGGUACCUAUAAUGGAUGCCUAUGUGAAAAACACGAAACGAUGCAUGCUGAGUCACCAAAAAGGUCCAGAUUGGCAAAAAAUACGAAGCCCAGCACAGCAAAGCAUUAAACCAUCAGUCCUUCGGAAGUAUAUAGUCCCUCAACUCCAGUGUGCCGAGGAACUGGUCACGUGGCUCAGUAGUCAAGGUGAUAACAACCCCAAUGUCAAAGACGCCUUCAUGAGAUAUUCAGCUGAUGCCAAUUCCGCCGUUGCUUUCGACAGAAAGAUCGGCUUCCUUCGUAGCAUGCAAAAACCUGAUCCAGAACUUGAAAUAUUUCUGAACAGCAUCAGCCAGUUUAUGGACGUCAUUGGGCAGAGUUUAUUUACUGUUCCUUGGUUCAAGCUAUGGCGUACAAAAUUAUACACGGAGUUUGAGGGCGCAGCUAACACUGUUUACAGAAUUAGUGGAAAAUAUAUUGAUGAAGCCAGGAAAGAGCUAGAGAGGAAUCCGAACACGACUGAUGGCGACCUGACGAUUUUAAAUUCCAUUAUUCAAAAUGAACGGAUGCCGAAUGCGUUCAUUGUGAAUCUCAUGGCGGCCAUUCUGUUUGGUGGGGUCGAGCAGGUUUCCCAGUUGUUGAUGUGGAUGUUCUGGUUGCUAGGCAAAUCCCCAGACAAGCAAGAGAAGCUCUACAACGAGAUCGUGACCAACAUAGGAGAAUCUCCUCUAACAGCAGACCACCUUGGACACAUGCCUUAUUUAAAAGCAUGUGUGAAGGAAACUUUCAGGCGUGUCCCCCCAAUAGCUUCAGGGAUCGCCAGAAAGCUUACCAAGGACACAGAAAUUGGAGGAUAUCGCAUCCCCACAGGGACUUUUGUGUUUUUUGGAAACAACACCUUGUCUAUGUCCGAAGAACAGUUCGAGAAUCCCGAACAGUUUCUACCAGAGCGGUGGUUGCAGGGCAUUAACGAUCCCCAAAAGCAGAGACUCAUGGGGCUCUGUGUUCUGCCGUUUGGGAUGGGGAAGAGAAACUGCUUAGGGCGGCGUUUUGCUGAACAGGAAAUCCAUUUGGCUGUUAUAAAGAUUUUACAAAGUUUUAAAGUGGAGGUAACGGAUGAAUGCAGGGACGCUCUCCCCAAGUACACGACAUUUGCAGUUCCUGAUCGACCAAUUAAAUUCAUCUUCAAACGGCGACGCAGUCCUUGAACUACAUUGUAUGUGCGGAUUUCAUGUAAGCACCACGUGACCGCAAAGCUUCGAUGAUCUGUUUGCACGACAAUAACAUUUUGUAUCUGAUUUACAGAGAUCAGUUAUAUUCGUCUGUGUCUUUCAUCACGCGUAAGCGAUUCUAUAUAUUAUUGAUUAUUGAUAUGGUCAGUUUAAUGUAUACCAACGGAUGUCCCAUGUUACAGUAGGUGUGGCAUGCUAAAAAACCCGCACUGCUCAAUGACCGUAAGCGCCGAUUUGAAGCCCUUCACCGGUCUUGGUGACGUCUCCAUAUGAGUGAAAAAUUCUCUCGAGAGACGUUAAAAAAGUUACAAUCAAUCAUGUAAAUUAUGCCAAUACGCAACUUCCGAGAUAUCAGCUCUUCUGUGAUGGAGGUACGUUCAGUAUUCUGUUGAACGCUUGGGUGGGUACAAGAUGUAUACACAUAUUAUAGACUAGCUAUGUAAAUAAGGAUAAAAGUUAUGAAAGCGUAAAUUUUGUUUAUACCAGCCGUUGGUAUACAUUAAACUGACCAUAUCAAUAAUAUUUGAUCGUAUUACACCGUUAAAUUAAAUAUGAAAUUAUUUUUUAUUUCCUCUUCAGCACUAGUGAUACUUUAAUCAAAGAAAGAUGGCGAUUAUCGAUUUUUGUUUGAGCUAUUUUAUUAUUAAAUACCCAUAAACUUACUAAUAUUGUGUGUCCCUGCAGUUUGGGUGCUUGCAUGGUGUCUGAUAAUCGGCCUUUAAGGCAAUAUAUGAAGGCAGUGAUAAGUAUUUGUACCAACCGCAAGUGGACGAAUGUAUGUUUUGCGUCUCACUGUGCGCAAGAGUUCCACAAAGGGAAAGAACUAUUGGGCAACUCGGAUAUAGCGUUAUUAGUCCCUUUCUUGCCCCAGAGGAAACAAACAAUAUUCUAAUUUAGGUCUGAUACGUUCACAAAUUUCAUUUAGACAAAAUGUAGUUGACAUUAUUACAAUUGCAAACAGAAAGCUGUUUAAAAAGGCCCAAUACACUAAUAGAAUUGAACUCACCCAAACAUGUCAAUUAAGUUAUAAUGAAAUAAUACAAAUAAAUUAAAGAGAGGGUAUCCAUGCUGGUUUUCAUGGGGAUCUUUGAAAAUUCAGAUUUUCUAAAGUCGAAAAAAAGUUUAAGUCUCCAAAAAGGUUUUGAUCCUCUACAACAAGCUUCUGUCAUUACCGAGCUGAGGGGAUCCUUGUUUGUUAAAGGGGCGUGGACACAAUUUGAGCUAAAAAAUUUCAAAUGUCAUUUUUUCCAUUAUUUAUUAUUUACAAUACUUAACUAAGUAUUUCUAACGGUCAACCAAAAUUUGAAUAUCAGUUGUUGAAUUAAAAGUGAGAUACAACACUCAUAAUUCUUUGUUAUGUAAACAAGGCUCGUGCCAUGUUUUUGUGUACAUAUAGAUUAUUUGUUAUGUAAACAAGACUCAUGCCAUGUUUUUGUUUACAUAUAGAUUAUUGUUGUGUAAACAAGGUUCGUGCCAUGUUUUUGUUUUUUGUUUACAUAAAGAUUAUUUGUUAUGUAAACAAGAAUCGUGACAUGUUUUUGUUUACAUAUAGAUUAUUUGUUAUGUAAACAAGAAUCGUGACAUGUUUUUGUUUACAUAUAGAUUAUUUGUUAUGUAAACAAGGAUCGUGACAUGUUUUUGUUUUCAUAUAGAUUAUUUGAUAGAAAAUGGCAUGUUUAAAACAAAAUGAGAAAUGCCAAACACUAGAAACUAUUUAAUUGUGUUCAAAAUUAACUUGUAAAUUAAAAAUCUGCUUUAAACGAAACUUUUACUAGUAUAUUUAACUUAAGUAAACAAAAACAUGGCGUGAGCCUUGUUUACAUAACAAUGAAUUGUGAGCUCAGUAUCUCCCUUGUACCUCAACAACUGACAUUUAAAUUUUUACUGACCAUUAGAAAUACCGUAGUUAUGCAUUCUAAACAUUAAAAAUUGAAAAAUAAAAUUUGAAAUUUUCAGCUCAAAUCGUGUCCAUGCCCCUUUAACACCUCAUAGUGACUAUGGUCCAUGUGUAUACCCGCUAGUCAUUUAAAAAAAAACAACACAUCAGAACUUUUUUACAUGGAAUAUUUUAAAUCUUCAGGAAGAUGACAUAAAAUGGAUUUCUUUCAGCAAUUCUUUAUUCCAGGUUCUCACAGAGAUCUACAUGUAAAUGUAUUUACAACUUGUUAAGUAAAUUCAAUUGCAAUUCAACAGUUGUGUUUCUCAGAUUUUGAUACUGGUAACCAUGCACUGAUAAAUAUUCUGUACCUUUCAAAAAAUCUACAUUAAAUAUUUUAUGUUUCACCACAUUAUGUUUUUCACAUGUACCUUUUGUGAGUAUAUAAUUUUAAAACUGAUUUCUUGGACUGCAUGUUUUCUGUAUUGCAUUAAUUAUAUAUUAUUAAUAUUUCACAGUAUGAUCUAUUAACCAAUGCCUAUACAAACACCUUUUCAUGUGCCGUAAUAUAAUGCUGUAUUGGUUUAAAACUGUUUUUUUCUAAUAAAUUAUAUUUUAUUUUA